AUGACCACGCAAGACAACAACAACGAUUCCUCUGCGGCGCCCAAAGUUGACUAUGUGUUCACUCGGGAUUUCCUUGAUAACAAUCGCAUCAACUUGAUGCAUACCUUGUGGUCCAAGAUCUUUGGCUACAAUGUCCAUCCCAAAAUUCCCACCAACCGCCCAGGCCUGCGAGUGGCAGACGUUGGCACGGGCACAGGCAUCUGGCUCUUCGAUGUCCGUGAGUUGGUCGACCCAUCGGCCCGCCUGGAAGGCUUCGAUAUCUCGUUUGACGCCGCACCCCCCACAGAGACAUUGCCGUCCAAUGUGUCAUUCAGGCACUGGGACGUGAACCAUGACUUACCAGAGGACCUUGUGGGCGUAUUUGACCUUGUCCACGUGCGCUUUUUUGCGUUUGUUCUGAUGAACGACCAAGUGCAGCCUGUUGUCAAACGCCUCUUCAAUAUGCUCAAACCUGGCGGCUAUCUCCAGUGGGGCGAUCCAGACUUCCAGUCAGUUCGUUUCGACAAGACGAAGCCAGAGAUUAAGGCAGAGGCUAUGGCCGAGAUGUUCAAAUUGCUGUCUGUACAAGACCCGCGUUUCAAGCCAACUUGGGUCGCGAAUCUGCCAGGGAUCUUUACUACCGCAGGUUUCGUGGAAACAGAGGUUGACAAAAACGACUGUCCACCCCAUAUGGCGUUUAUGCUGCACGAGUGUGGGUUGAUGAUCCACGAGCUGAUUUAUCGCAAAACCAAGAACGAAACAAUGCAGAAGGAACUAGGCCGUCUGCUUCCUCUAGCAGUGGAAGAGACAAGGAACGGUGUAUACACGACCGCCCAGACAACAAAUUGCGCCAAUGAAAAGAGCGGUGCCGCCAGCGUCCAUACGUCGAAGGUUCUCCCCAAGAGGGAGAACACGCUCUUUGGAACUGGACUUCGGCGGAAUGGGCUGGCACUUUCUCAGAAGGACGAUAUAUUCGAUGAUCGCUAG
Diaporthe amygdali is the source of this 966-nucleotide messenger RNA. RefSeq lists its product as uncharacterized. NCBI's taxonomy places the organism in Eukaryota, Fungi, Ascomycota, Sordariomycetes, Diaporthales, Diaporthaceae. The record is from RefSeq and is a predicted model, not a curated record. The coding region runs from base 1 to 966 and encodes 321 amino acids. The transcript has 6 exons.